This is a messenger RNA of Prunus avium (sweet cherry), 1226 nucleotides long. The record is from RefSeq and is a predicted model, not a curated record. Lineage: Eukaryota; Viridiplantae; Streptophyta; Magnoliopsida; Rosales; Rosaceae.
UUACCUAGAUCACCAAAAGCCUCAAGUUAGCUAUGGCAAUGCAUUUAGGGUCUUUGCUGUUGGGUCUGGUGCUAGUCAUUGGCUUUUCAUUGCAAAGUAGCGAAGCUGCUACAGAUCCACCAGUUGUUUGUGACUUUCUCAACAGGAGCAGUUUCGAAACAGGGUUCGUAUUUGGUGCGGCUUCAGCAUCUUACCAGUAUGAAGGUGCUGCCUUUGAAGAUGGUAGAGGACCAAGCAUAUGGGAUAACUUCACUCACCAAUAUCCAGAAAAAAUCGCGGAUGGGACCAACGGAGAUGUUACUAUUAAUCAAUAUCACCGCUAUAAGGAAGAUUUGGCAAUUGCGAAGAAUAUAGGGUUGGAUGCUUAUAGGUUCUCUAUCUCAUGGUCCAGAUUGUUACCAAAUGGAACACUAAGUGGGGGAGUAAACCAGGCUGGAAUUGAAUAUUACAACAAGCUCAUCAAUGAAACCAUUCGCCAAGGUUUAAAGCCAUUUGCAACAAUCUUCCAUUGGGAUCUUCCCCAAGCAUUAGAAGAAGAAUUUGGUGGUUUGUUAAGCCAUCAGAUUGUCAAUUAUUUUAGGGACUAUGCAGACCUUUGUUUUAGUGAAUUUGGUGAUAGAGUAAAGCAUUGGAUUACGUUGAAUGAGCCAUAUACCGUUAGUAACAUGGGUUAUGCAAUCGGGACAUUCGCACCGGGACGAUGCUCUAGCUGGCAACAACUAAAUUGCACCGGUGGAGAUUCAGCACGUGAACCAUAUUUGGUAACACACCACCUCCUCCUUUCUCAUGCAGCUGCUGUCCAAGUGUACAGGAGUACAUAUCAGGCAUCUCAAAAAGGCCUGAUAGGGAUAACACUAGUGUCGCAUUGGUUUGAGCCAAUUUCUGAGGCACCGCACCAUAGAAAUGCAGCAACACGGUCUUUGGAUUUUAUGUUUGGAUGGUUCAUGGAGCCAAUUACAAGUGGCCAUUAUCCGCACAGCAUGCGACUUCUUGUUGGACGUCGAUUACCAAAAUUCAAGGAAGAAGACUCCAAGUUGCUAGCCGGGUCAUUUGAUUUUCUUGGACUAAAUUAUUAUACUACUUACUAUGCAAGCUAUGCAGGUCACAACAAUUCUGUAAAGGCAAGCUAUGUAACAGAUCCUCGCGUUAAUCAAUCACCGGAGCUUAACGGGGUCCUCAUUGGUCCACAGGCCGGCUCAGACUGGUUAUAUGUCUAUCCAAAAGGA